Molecule: messenger RNA, 3671 nt
Organism: Felis catus (domestic cat)
Lineage: Eukaryota; Metazoa; Chordata; Mammalia; Carnivora; Felidae
Gene: EOMES
Product: eomesodermin
Exons: 6
Coding region: 411-2552 (713 amino acids)
Biological process (GO): positive regulation of DNA-templated transcription; endodermal cell fate specification; CD8-positive, alpha-beta T cell differentiation involved in immune response
Cellular component (GO): nucleus
Molecular function (GO): RNA polymerase II cis-regulatory region sequence-specific DNA binding; DNA-binding transcription factor activity, RNA polymerase II-specific
Source: RefSeq, a predicted model, not a curated record
AAGUGGUCAACUUGACCGACAGUUGGGCAGUCGAGAAGGGCAGAAAGGACAGCGCUGGUGGGUGGAUGGGGCAGAGAUAUUAGUCCUCUUCUUCCUGGGUGUGAGUGAGGAGGCGGACGGGGAUCCCGAGAGGCAAGGAGGACAGAGAAGGAAAAGGAGAGUGCUUUUCGGUCAAUUGCCACCUCCUGCCUUCAAACUCGGCGAGUUUUCCUUGCGGCAAGCACGCUGGGGUCGGGGCGCGCGAGUGCGCGCCUUAGCCGCCCGCGUGCAGCCAGGUGGGUAGCCCCAGCACCGGAGGAAGGGGAAGUUACCUUCCCCUCGGAAGAGGGCGCUGGCUCCCCCAUCCUGCCUUUAUAUUAAGGCCGCGGGAGGAGAGGAAGCAGCCAGCUGCCGUCUGCGCUUUGCAAAGCAUGCAGUUAGGGGAGCAGCUCUUGGUGAGCACGGUGAACCUGCCCGGCGCUCACUUCUACCCGCUAGAGAGCGCGAGAGGCGGAGGCAGCGGGAGCGCAGGCCACCUCCCUGGCGCGGCCCCCUCGCCUCAGAGGCUGGACUUAGACAAAGCGCCCAAGAAGUUCCCUGGCAGCCUCUCGUGCGAGACUGGGAGCGGGGAGCCCACAGCAGCCAGCGCGGGGGCCCCCGCGGCCAUGCUCAGUGACGCCGACGCCGGGGACGCCUUCGCCAGCGCCGCGGCAGUGGCCAAGCCCGGGCCCCCGGACGGCCGCAAGGGCUCCCCCUGCGGGGAGGAAGAGCUGCCCUCUGCCGCCGCCGCCGCCGCCGCCGCCGCCGCGGCCGCCGCCGCCGCCGCCACCGCGCGCUACUCCAUGGACAGCCUGAGCUCGGAGCGCUACUACCUCCAGUCCCCCGGGCCUCAGGGCUCCGAACUGGCCGCGCCCUGCUCGCUCUUCCCCUACCAGGCGGCGGCCGGGGCGCCACACGGAUCUGUGUACCCUGCUCCCAACGGGGCGCGCUACCCCUACGGCUCCAUGCUGCCCCCCGGCGGCUUCCCCGCGGCUGUGUGCCCACCUGGGAGGGCGCAGUUCGGCCCGGGAGCCGGCGCGAGUAGUGGCGCGGGCGGCGGCGGCGGCGGCGGCGGUGGCGGCGGCGGGGCAGGCGGCCCGGGCGCCUAUCAGUACAGCCAGGGGGCUCCGCUCUAUGGGCCGUACCCUGGGGCGGCAGCUGCGGGUUCCUGCGGAGGACUGGGGGGGUUGGGGGUUCCUGGUUCCGGCUUCCGUGCCCACGUCUACCUGUGCAACCGGCCUCUGUGGCUCAAGUUCCACCGCCACCAAACCGAGAUGAUCAUUACGAAACAGGGCAGGCGCAUGUUUCCUUUCUUGAGCUUCAACAUAAACGGACUCAAUCCCACUGCCCACUACAACGUGUUCGUAGAGGUGGUGCUGGCGGACCCCAAUCACUGGCGAUUCCAGGGGGGCAAGUGGGUGACCUGUGGCAAAGCGGACAAUAACAUGCAGGGCAACAAAAUGUAUGUUCACCCAGAGUCUCCUAAUACUGGUUCCCACUGGAUGAGACAGGAGAUUUCUUUUGGGAAAUUAAAACUCACCAAUAACAAAGGCGCAAACAACAACAACACCCAGAUGAUAGUCUUACAGUCUUUACACAAGUACCAACCCCGGCUGCACAUUGUUGAAGUUACAGAGGAUGGUGUGGAGGACUUGAAUGAGCCCUCAAAGACUCAGACCUUUACCUUCUCGGAAACACAGUUCAUUGCAGUGACUGCCUACCAGAACACUGACAUAACUCAACUAAAGAUUGACCAUAACCCCUUUGCAAAAGGCUUCAGGGACAACUAUGAUUCCAUGUACACCGCUUCCGAAAAUGACAGGUUAACUCCAUCUCCCACGGAUUCUCCUAGAUCCCAUCAGAUUGUCCCUGGAGGUCGGUACGGCGUUCAGUCCUUCUUCCCGGAGCCCUUUGUCAACACUUUACCUCAAGCCCGGUAUUAUAAUGGCGAGAGAACCGUGCCACAGACCAACGGCCUCCUUUCACCCCAACAGAGCGAAGAGGUGGCCAACCCUCCCCAGCGGUGGCUUGUCACGCCUGUCCAGCAACCUGGGACCAACAAACUAGACAUCGGUUCCUAUGAGUCUGAAUAUACUUCCAGCACCUUGCUCCCAUAUGGUAUUAAAUCCUUGCCCCUCCAGACGUCCCACGCCCUGGGGUAUUACCCUGACCCAACCUUCCCUGCCAUGGCAGGGUGGGGAGGUCGAGGUUCUUAUCAGAGGAAGAUGGCCGCUGGACUCCCAUGGACCUCCAGAACCAGCCCCCCUGUGUUCUCCGAAGAUCAGCUCUCCAAGGAAAAAGUCAAAGAAGAAAUUAGCUCUUCCUGGAUAGAGACACCCCCUUCCAUCAAGUCUCUCGAUUCCAAUGAUUCUGGGGUAUACACCAGUGCUUGUAAGCGAAGGCGGCUGUCUCCUAGCACCUCUAGCAAUGAAAAUUCUCCCUCCAUAAAGUGUGAGGACAUUAACGCCGAAGAGUACAGCAAAGACACCUCAAAAGGCAUGGGGGGGUAUUAUGCUUUUUACACCACUCCCUAAAGAGUUACUUCAACUUCGUAAAAAUGAGCUAACUCUUUGCAGAUGGACUUGGUGGUGUUUUUUGUUGUCUUCUUUGCCUAGGUUUGCCAAAAAGACGUUUGCAUUCCACCAUGAUGCAUCCUGUUUUGUGCAAUCCUCUAAAAGAAGGUGCCAAAGCUUUUUGAUUGCUGCAGGUAACUGAAACAAGCCUGGCAAUUUUUUGUUUCUUUUUUAAAUGAAAUUAAGGAAGGACUUUAAAGUGUUUUAAAAUUCCAAGGUUAUUUGAGGUUCUGGAUCUAUUUAUUGGAGGCACUAAACAUUCAGAGAAUCGGGCUGCGAAGAUUGAGUGCUGAGCGCUAUCCGAUGAGUUGAAAGCCUCGGUUCUCAUUUCUAUUUGUGAAUCUGUAAGCAAAGAGAAUCCCAGAGUGGUAAGAUGUUUUGCUUCUGGAAGAAAAGGGCUGGGCCUUAAGCUUCAACAAGGGACUUUUUGCUGUUACUUUCUGCUGGGGACAAAAGAUGCUAGGCCUAGGAGGUGAGAAAAACUUUCCUGAAGGUGCUGGUUUUACCUGACUUGGAUUCCUCCUAGGCUUUGGAAACAAGCCAUGUUUGCCCUAGUUCAGGAUCGCCUCACUUGCCAGGCCUCUGCUGCGUGCCGGGGUGGCCAGUAGGACUCAGGAGAGGGCAGGCAAGAGGGAGUCGCCAAAAAAGAAAAAAAAGAGAGAAUUUUAAAGUGUACAAUUUUGUGUGUGCUUAGAUACACCGUAGAAUAAUGUGGGAUAUAUUGUACAAAUAGUCUACAUACGUGUCUGAGAUUAUGUAACGUUGGUGCUUUGGCUUUGUAAAGAAUUUCCAGAUCACCUGACAACAGUUGCAGGGGCAGGGGGAUUGGUUCUCUCAUCAUCCCUGAUGUUUGGGAAUAUUCUGUUUACUUCUUAGAUAGUUAAGAAUGUAUCCAGCUACUCUGUACUAACUUGAAACGUGUUUAAGGAAAACUAUUUCACCCUCUUGCCAUCCCCCUACCCAACUCGGUAAUGUGAAGAAACUAAAACCUGAUGCCACAGCUCCUAUAGGCUUUUUAGAGAUCUUGGAUUUUUAUGUACAGUCUUAGUCAUUUUUAAUAAAUGUGGUUCAUUAAGGGAA